GCAGUAGUCGAAGUGCCUAGACAUAUGUGCAGAUUCCCCGGUCAUCAAAUUCCUCAUAUUGGACUGCCACUUGUCCUCCCCUCAUUCACGCGUGUCCAGAAUGGCUCCUAUACAGAGUCAGAUGAAAUCAGAUACGGAAUCUGCCCAAAGAGCUUCGAACAGCAAUGAAGAGGAUGAAUUUCCGACUUUGAGUCAGGAUGAAAAAGACAUGCGGAGAAUGGGGAAGGUGCAAGAGACUAAGAGAAAUUUUGGCUUGCUUCCUUUGCUAGGAUUUACGACGAUUAUGCUUUGUAGUUGGCAGUCCAUCUUUCCCUUCUUCUUGACCGGGUUCCUAAACGGUGGAGGACCGACGUUAAUAUACGGAUACAUUUUCUGCUUCGUCGGAUCGCUCGCAAUGUGUGCGUCGAUUUCUGAGAUGGCCUCCAUGUAUCCCACCUCCGGGGGUCAGUAUCAUUGGGUGGCGCUUCUCGCUCCUCCCAAAUGGAGUAAAUUCCUCAGCUGGCUGACAGGGUGGGUCUCUGUUUUGGGCUGGCAAGCGGGCUGUGCCUCUGGGACGUUCCUCGGCGGCACAAUAAUCCAAGGGCUCCUUGUGCUAAAUGAUCCGUCGUACAACUACCAACGUUGGCACGGCACUCUGUUGCUGUACGCGGUGCUUCUCGUAACCGUUUUUGUUAACACGAUUGCUGUCCGGGUGCUUCCGGCCUUGGAAGGGGUCAUCCUAUGCGCUCAUGUACUAGGUUUUUUUGCGAUACUGAUCCCGCUCGUUCAUCUCGCUCCGCAGUCGUCGGCUGAUUUUGUCUUCGCGACCUGGUCCAACGGAUCCGGCUAUGUUGAUGGCUUGUCAUGGUUUGUCGGGCUGACCACGAGCUCGGUGUUGUUCAUCGGGUUUGACGGUGCCUGCCACAUGGCGGAAGAAGUGAAGAACGCCUCCAUCAACGUGCCUCGGAGCAUGUUCUUUACCAUCUUCCUGAACGGGGCGCUCGGCUUUGCCAUGAUGAUAUCCAUCCUGUAUUGUAUAGGCGAUGUCGACAACGCGCUGUCAACUCCCACGGGAUGGCCAUUUAUCGAGAUCUUCCGGAACGCAACUCAAUCGAAUGCUGGAGCGACUGCUAUGACGUCUAUUUUAAUAGCGAUGAUAAUAUUCGCUACUUUCGGUUACGUUGCGUCUGCGAGUCGGCAGCUUUGGGCAUUUGCUCGCGACCAUGGGCUUCCGUUCUCGGGCACCCUCGCGACAGUGGACCGCCGCUGGGCCAUCCCAUUGUACGCAAUAGGGCUAACCGCCCUUAUCAACGCCCUUCUCGCAUUGAUCAACAUCGGCUCAAGCGUAGCCUUCAAUGCGCUCGUCUCGCUGGUUGCCGCAGGCUUGUUCUCCAGCUACGUCAUAUCGAUAAGCCUGAUGAUUCGCAAAAGGCUUGUCGGAGAGCACAUCCCAUUUGGACCAUGGAACAUGGGACGAGCUGGGCUUGCGGUGAACGUGUAUGCGUUAUUGUACACAAUCAUCGUUACUGUUUUCUCGUUCUUUCCGCCGUCAACGCCGGUCACAGCAGUCAGUAUGAACUGGUCCUGUGCUGUCUAUGGAGGGACGAUUAUCUUUGGUUUGCUCUUCUGGAUAGUCAGCGGGCGGAAGCAAUGGCGCGGUCCACUCAUAGAUCGAAGGUUCGUCGAGCAGGCGCAGUCCGCUCAGCUCUGAGAUCAUCGGUGACCCGAGAGGCUAGGGGGAGUCAAGACAAUGAGGCCAAGCAGGAGCGCGUACGCUCCUAUUAGAUAUUGGUUUUGGAUUCGACGCUGAGGCACUCUUGGCUCUGUAAUGCGGUUACUGCUGCGGAAGGUCUCGCAUCUUUGUCCAAGCGGCGUAGCACACGAUGGGACGAGGGUGGCAGUGAGAGGAGUCUUGGAUGCUGCCAGGGCCAAGACAGCCAAUCUGAAACUUGUGGGUGUAGGAACAGCGCUUACGCAUCAAGCACG
This is a messenger RNA of Trematosphaeria pertusa, 1965 nucleotides long. RefSeq names its product amino acid transporter. Lineage: Eukaryota; Fungi; Ascomycota; Dothideomycetes; Pleosporales; Trematosphaeriaceae. The transcript is spliced from 9 exons. Gene Ontology annotation, biological process: transmembrane transport. Gene Ontology annotation, cellular component: membrane. Bases 101 to 1690 code for a protein of 529 amino acids. Gene Ontology annotation, molecular function: transmembrane transporter activity. The record is from RefSeq and is a predicted model, not a curated record.